This is a messenger RNA of Lolium rigidum, 2101 nucleotides long. Its product is annotated as putative FBD-associated F-box protein At5g56690. The record is from RefSeq and is a predicted model, not a curated record. NCBI's taxonomy places the organism in Eukaryota, Viridiplantae, Streptophyta, Magnoliopsida, Poales, Poaceae. Gene Ontology annotation, molecular function: protein binding. The coding region runs from base 422 to 1828 and encodes 468 amino acids. The transcript has 5 exons.
GCCGGUGCAGGGAAGCGUCCUUCCUUUCCAACUCCUUUUGACCUGAUUCGUGAUUAAUCGGUGCCGGAGGCGGAUCCUAAGGCCGGGCGGCUGUCAUGUCUUGUUAGAUUUUGUCCCGCUAGCAGCGUUAGAAAACAUAGAUAAUGAUUGGAUCUGUGGCGGAGGAGAAUUCCUGAUGGUAUCUCAAUGGAGGUCGGAGCGGUUCGCCUACUCCGACUCAAUUUCGUCUCUGUUUCUCUCUUGAUAAGUUUUCCUUUCUUGGCGGGUAAUCCCUUAAUAAGUUAGCUAACAGCUGCAAGGCCGGCUACAUCAAUAAGUAGUUUAGCGACUACAAGGGUGGCCGCCUGUCUCAAUAAGUAACUAGGCUGUUCCGAUAAGUCGCAUCCUGUAAGAAAGCAAGGCUGGCGGCCGUGAGCAAUCGAUGGAGUCAACGUGCAACACAAUCAGGGAUGAAAAUACCAUUAUUGUGAGCAAUGAUGAAGAUAUAAUUAGUACGCUCCCCAAUGAUGUUCUACUCCGAAUUCUUGAAUGCCUUGAUAUGCGGAAGGCGAUUCAGACCGGCGUGCUUUCCACACGCUGGAUGCACCUCCCUCAUCAGCUCUCUUAUCUGCAAAUCAGUAUCACACACUUUCAAGGCACACGCAGCACGGUGGAUCAGAUGAUGACCGCGUACACUGACGCGAUAUGGAGAUUACUAUCUCCUCCGACAUGCGAAUGCAGUCGAAUCAUCAAAAGUCUGAAACUCAGCUUCUACCUGGUAGACCCUUACUUGUCCUCUAUCGCUCAUACGGUCAGGGAAGCCGUGAAUAUCAGCGUAACGGAAUACCUUGAGUUUGCCCUGUAUGGACAUGUUCAACGCCCAAGUGAGGCUGACCUAGCAUUGUUCAGACAGCGGUUUAUGGCAUUCUUCCAUGCUUGCCCUGGUGCCUUCAAUUUGCUCACAAAACUAACGCUGCAGAACCUUUCGUUCAAAGACUCUGAUGUCCCCAAUAUCCUCAACACUUGCCAUAAACUUAAGUACCUCUCCCUGAGAUCCUGUGAAUUGGGCCAGGACCCUGUCCUGGAGAUAGAUGCCCCAUCCUCGGAGCUUACAGCACUUCAACUUAUCAGCUUCGGGUGUGCACAGGUUGAACUAAUCUGUGUUCCUAAACUCGCGGAAUUAUUCUAUGAUACAUGGUAUGGUGAAAACCCCCCAGUGUCUUUUGGCUAUGUUCCUCAGCUUGUUAAAGUAUGCUUCGCUUCUCCUGCCCUAUCUUGGCAGAAGCCAUUUGCAUUGAGCGAGUGUUUUUCUAGUAACAGAAACCUGUCAUUUCUGCAUCUGGAUUUUCGCGCUCAAAUGAUUUGGAUUCACCCAGAAGAUCCACAACAGCUCACUCCUUUAUUCAGUAAACUGAGAGUUGUGCAUCUUUACAAUAUCUUUGCCGAGUGCGAUCUGAAUUGGACUAUGUUCAUCCUUGAAGGCGCACCUUCCCUGGAGGAUUUAUGUUUAUCUCGGCAUUCAUGUGAACUCAAUAAGACCGAGAAAACUGCUGAAAAGACCAACGUGUCCUGGGAACCACCAUCAGAUAAUUUGAAGCGCUUGAAGUUGAAGUUGCUGGUGAUGAUAGGGUUUGAGGAGGAAGAGAAGGUGAUGAAUUAUAUAAGGCUUGUCAUGGCACGAGCUGUGGUCUUGAACAGAAUCGAGCUGCGUGAUAAACACCCGUGCAAGGGGUGCAAUGCCAUCAAGACCGAGCCCCCAAGAUUUCCGGUGGAUGAAGCUAGCAAACAUCGGAUCAGGGAGCAACUCAUUCAUGGAUCCUCCUCGUCUGCGGUGAUAGUAAUUGGAUGAUGGACAUAGUCCAAGAAUAAUCAGAAGUGGCAUUAUCGCUGGAUAUAGUUUGGUUGGCCGUGCCUGGCCUAGUAAGAAAUAAUUCCCACUCUGGCUGUUGCUGGAGUGAUCUGUUAUAAUGCUAGCUAGCGAUUGUGCAUUAGGGCUGGCAGUUGUAACUUUAAGUGUACUGCUCGGUGUGGCUGAAUUAUGUAUGCAACUGCUUAUCUUGAUUUGUGCACCUACUGGAGGACAUGUGGCUUCUAUCCAUUCAAAGGCUCGUCUUUUUUUUUU